Molecule: messenger RNA, 3186 nt
Organism: Haliotis rubra (blacklip abalone)
Lineage: Eukaryota; Metazoa; Mollusca; Gastropoda; Lepetellida; Haliotidae
Product: palmitoyltransferase ZDHHC20-A-like
Exons: 13
Coding region: 7-1089 (360 amino acids)
Biological process (GO): protein targeting to membrane; peptidyl-L-cysteine S-palmitoylation; synaptic vesicle maturation
Cellular component (GO): Golgi apparatus; endoplasmic reticulum
Molecular function (GO): protein-cysteine S-palmitoyltransferase activity
Source: RefSeq, a predicted model, not a curated record
CCCAAGAUGGCUCCGACGGCUAUCAAUUUAUGUUGUUCUGCAGUUAGAUGGACUCCUGUGUUGUUUAUCACAGCCAUUGUAGUUUGGUCUUAUUAUGCUUAUGUUAUACAGAUGUGUAUAUUCACAGUGGAAAGUAUAGCAGAAAAAGUGAUAUAUCUCCUGCUGUAUCAUCCGGUUCUCUUUAUGUUUGCCUGGGCCUAUUGGCAGACAAUAUUCGCAAGAAAUGGACCUGUGCCAAAAGAAUUUUACCUGAGUCUGGCGGAGGCAGACCAGCUGGAGAGAGAAACCAGUGAGGACAGGCAGAGAGAAAUGCUCAAACAGUUUGCGAGGAACCUGCCUAUUCUGAACAGAACGAUGUCUGGAUGUCCGAGAUACUGUGAAAAAUGUCGGUGUAUAAAGCCAGACAGGUGUCACCAUUGUUCGGUCUGCUCAAGGUGUGUUCUCAAGAUGGACCACCACUGCCCAUGGGUGAAUAACUGCGUGGGGUUCUCCAACUACAAGUUCUUUGUGCAGUUCCUGGGAUAUGCCCUCCUCUACUGUCUUUAUGUUGCCAUCACUUCCCUCAAGUAUUUCAUAGACUUCUGGAAGGGAGGAGCUGGCAAUGGCAUGGGAAAAUUUCAUCUUUUAUUCUUGUUUUUUGUGUCAAUAAUGUUUGGUAUCAGUUUGAUAUCCUUGUUUGGGUAUCAUCUGUACCUUACAUGUAAAAACAGGUCUACGUUAGAGGCCUUCCGAGCGCCAAUUUUUCAGAGUGGGCCCGACAAAGAAGGCUUUAGUCUGGGUAGAGGAGGCAACUUCCAGGAAGUGUUUGGGGACCAGGUUAAGAACUGGUUCCUCCCCAUAUAUUCCAGCCUUGGUGAUGGGGUGUCCUUCCCCUCGCAGUCGUCGGCGACCAUGUCGUAUCAGACCAUGGGCAACACCCCCAGAUACCAUCACCAUCAUGCUCACCGAAAUGAUGGUAGACAUCAUGGGGGACGGGGUCACGUAUCCUACCCGCACCGUGGAUCUGGAUUCCGACAACCUGCUUGGACAGAGACAGAGAUGGAUGGAAGAAGGGGAGGAAGAAAUGAACCCCACAGGCAAUGGCCAUGAGAACAAAGGCAUGAACCACCAUCUGUGAGCAACAUAGGAUGAACAGGGACCUAGGAGCUUGGAGACAUCAACAUCCGUUCAGGCCUUGCUGAUUUGUACCAUCAGACUCAAGACACAACAAAUGAUGGAUUACUGAUUCUCUCCAGUAACCAUAUUUCACUUAGGAAGUCGUGUCUGGGCCAGCUUCAUGAAAGGAACUUGAUUGACGUUCUUUUAAUCAGUUGAUUUUUGUAGGAUAUUGAUUUAAAAAUUCUUGACAGGAUCUUCAUCAGUGGAUGCUGGACAGUAUUUUAAUCCAAGGAUUUCUAGAGAAGUUUGUGAAAUAUUCCUGAAUGUAUCUGGAAAUGUGUGAGAAGGUCCGGCUUGUUUAAACCGAUUGUAUGAUGAUGGUGACAGCUAUGUACAUACAUUGACAUGAAAUAACACAGCUCCCUGACAAGAUGUCCCACACUGGUAUUUAUGAUUGAACACCUCAUUCUCAAAAUCUGUCAUUCUGAAAUCAUACAUUCUGUAUCCCUGGUUCCCAGUCCACGAAGUGAUUUUGAUGCCACAACCACCGUAACUCCUACGAUGGCCAUUGGGCUAAGAUCACUUUGUGGAAUGGGGUUCAGGUGCUCAAGGCAGCCCUUGUGCUGCACCUUCUACUCCUGCACCGCACACUCCCUACUGAUGUCGCACUGGUGGAGUGGCUCGGCGGUAGUUGGAUGAUGAUGAUUAUGUUGUUCAUGAUGAUGAUGAUGAUGCCACUCCAGGCUCCUGAACAAGCUCCAGUAACAGACCUUGACCCUUAACGGAUCAUCUAUACAAUAGCACCACAUGGAUUUAGAUUGCCCUAAUGACAAUGGUUUCCUGAAGGUAUUAAAUAGCUGUUAAACUUAAUUACAUAGGCACCUAAGCAUUGUAAGGGGUGCAUUUAAUUAACAGGGAUUUUUAUUAUGAAACUGAUUCUUUGUUUAGAGAAAAGUGCACUGUUUGGAUGUUAUUUAUUUAGGCACUAAGCCACAGAUUUUAUUGUGACCAAUACCAUAAUUACCACAUACUUUGACACUUUUCAUCAAAAUAUUUCUUGAAGUUGUCAACGAAGAUUGAAACAUAUUCAAACACAUUCUUCAUCUGAUAUCACUGUGGCCAUUUAUUUAUUACCUGCUAGUGGGAAGAUUGGGAGCAGUAAUGGACAGGCAAAUGUUUUAAUGUGCAUCUUGAAGCUUGUCUGUAUAGUGUAUGCGUGCGUAUCUCCAUCCAAGACUCCUCAAAUUCUGCUGUGACUCAUCAUCCAUUUUGUUUAGAAAAUACUCUUGGUAGUGGUUCAUUUCUCAAUUUCAUUCUGAGUCUUUUGAACGUGGGCUCAUUAUCUGAUGUCUGUACACAUCUUGGUCUAUAAAUUACAGGAAUAUCAUUGCUUGAUCUGUGGAAUCUAUGGGUUCUGUAGCCAGGUGGAUUGGAAAGACUUCUUGGGUCCAUUGUGCUUUCAGUUGAAAUCCAGUUUGGUUGGUCAUUGAUUUGAAUACUUAAGAAAUUGGAAACCCUUGAUCCCUGUCAAAUUUCAUUUGGUAUGUUAAGAACUGCUGAUACUAACCGAUAUAUAGUUGUGUAUACAAAAACUAGUAUAACCUGAAAAUAUUGUAUAUUUGGAUUUGUAGACUCAUAAGUGUUUGGUGAAGAUUGUUCCUACUCGGUGUUGGUGUUAAUCCCAACUCAAGCUCAGGAAGAGAUUAAAUUUUAUUGCUGGAUUUCGUUCUGACUUGACUUACAAGAAAGGUAUUGUGAUAAGACCACAUGUUAAAGAUGAUAGGUGCCUAUCUGUGUGUUCAGUUGUGUGUAGAGAUAUUCCUACAUUGGACAUUGACAUUCCUGGCUACGAGCUCCAUAGAAACCACUGUUUGCACACAUUGUCCUGGAAGCGUUCCAAACGGAACAGCUGAAUGUAUUGUCUCUGCAUGAGUGAAAUGCUCAUCUUGUUGAGAUUCUCUGUCAAUUGUCAGUGCGGAAUGUGAAUGUGUUUUACAACGUGUUUUUAUUGUUUGUGUACGAGAAAUUGAUCUAACAUGUUACCUCGGACCUGCGUGAGACAUAAUUCAUGGUACGUUGAGAUCCACU